AUGUGGAACCAAACGAUCGAUGGGUUCAUGAUCAAGAUGGGAUUCAAGAAGUGCGAAUCGGACCACUGCAUCUACAUCAAGCGAGACGACCAAGACAUGAUUCUCGUGGUGCUCUACUUCGAUGAUCUCAUCCUGGCCAGCAGCAACAACGAACUACUCAAGUCGACAAAGAUGGCGCUGAGCACACGCUUCGAAAUGACGGGUCUCGGUGAGCUCGAUUACUUUCUCGGCAUGAAGAUCAAGAACGACCGUAAGACUGGAAUGGUGACUGUGCGACAAACCAAGUUUCUCAAGUCCGUGUUGACCAGGUUUGGAAUGGAUAACAGCAAGCCAUUAAAGACGCCUCAAGGUCCCGAUCUGAAGCUCACCAAGAACAUGUGUGACCAAGAAUGCAAGCACGAAGACACCAUGUACAACGUGCCAUAUCGAAGUGCUGUCGGAGGCAUCAUGUAUCUCAUGGUCGCCACACGUCCGGAUCUAGCUGCUGCAGUCGGAUCACUAUCCCAGUUCUCGUCCGACCUAUGA
Molecule: messenger RNA, 525 nt
Organism: Peronospora matthiolae
Lineage: Eukaryota; Oomycota; Peronosporomycetes; Peronosporales; Peronosporaceae
Source: the annotation of a GenBank genome assembly